AAAAUUGUAGCGCAUGUCGCAUUCACAUCGCCUGCAGGGUCUCUUGCCGCAGCCAUUUCAGUUUUUUUUUUCAUAUUGCUAGCACAAUCCAUACACAGAAAAAUAACCCCAUUUUUAAUCAAGAUUUUUACUUCAUCGAAGCGCUCUACAAAGAAUUUCGUGAGCAGAUCCUGAAGGAUUAUUGCGAGUGUUUACGAGGAAGACAAUUUGUUCAUGGCGAUGAGUUUUGGUUCGUGUUUCGGCGCCCGGUCCCGAGCACCCGAAAUGAAAAGACGAAGAAUAGACAGAAGUAUGAUUGGAGAACCCAUGGAUUUCAAACACACGGGUCACAUCGGCAGCGGAGACAUGGCUUCUGGAUCCGAUCUCGGUUCGAUUCAAUGUCAAAUGCAAUCGAAAGGUGGAUAUAAAGGCAUUAGCGUACCAGUAACGUGCACUCCAGCAGGAAUUCCAGUGGGCGGGCAGAGUUAAUCGCGUAUAUUCUUGUAGAAUACAAUUACACUGUUUUUGAGGAAUCAACAAAAUGAAAAGAAAAGAUUUCAGAAGAAGUGGCAUUACAAUACAAAUAUGAAAAUAAUAGACUUCUAAAUGUAUUGCAAAGGCGAGAAUUGGAGUGGCAUGUGAUUCCAGUUGUAAAUAAUAGACCAAUUUGAGUAGCGUGUUUUUAUAUGACAUUAGAAUUAGUUUCAUAAUAUUAUUAUAAAUACCUAAAGAUCUCCCUUAAACUGUUAGCUGUGUAUCAUAGCUAGCCUAGAAUAGUCAUCGUACAUACAGUUUUUGAUUACAACCACUCAGCUUUUUAUUUUUUUUUUUUGCUCAGGAAAUAUUUUAAUUGUCUCUACCUUGUUACCACUCCAUUGUUGCACAACCAGUUUUCAUUGGUCAUUUUCUUCUUACAGUAACAAGAGUACCAUCACUUGGAUAUGAUUAUUUGCUAUUUUCGUAUGAUCAACAUGCUUCUCAUUGUAUUUAUAUUAUGAAGAAAAAUGUUUGUUGAUUUUUGUUUUGCCUAGAGGGUUUUAGAAUAACUCGGCAUCUUUUGUAGUACCAAACUUGUGAGGAAAAUAAUCCUUUGCUGCCAAAUAUUUGAUGUUACUGUACAUAAAUAGUUAAGAAAUCAAAUUGUGACACAACCCCUUAAAUAAUGAAUGAGGAAGAACAUUGAAUUGAAGAAGAUGUAUCUACUAGAAAGCAGCUAAGGAGAUUUGCAAAAUGUGGAUUGGAAUUGAAUUCGACUUUUGGAAUAUAGGUAGUAAAAUUACUCUUGUGAGGUUUUUUGUGUUUAUAUUUUUAUUUACUUCUGCAAGUCG
Pocillopora damicornis (cauliflower coral) is the source of this 1307-nucleotide messenger RNA. RefSeq names its product CDC42 small effector protein 2. Lineage: Eukaryota; Metazoa; Cnidaria; Anthozoa; Scleractinia; Pocilloporidae. Gene Ontology annotation, biological process: regulation of Rho protein signal transduction. Gene Ontology annotation, cellular component: plasma membrane. The record is from RefSeq and is a predicted model, not a curated record. Gene Ontology annotation, molecular function: small GTPase binding.